Molecule: messenger RNA, 922 nt
Organism: Trematosphaeria pertusa
Lineage: Eukaryota; Fungi; Ascomycota; Dothideomycetes; Pleosporales; Trematosphaeriaceae
Exons: 2
Coding region: 199-819 (206 amino acids)
Biological process (GO): proteolysis
Source: RefSeq, a predicted model, not a curated record
GUUCAUCGAGGCUAACGUCUUGCUCAAUGCCGGCGAGCAAGACAAGGCAUACCAAAUCCACAAGCAAGUACUCUAAGUGAGAUGCGAGAGUUUCCCCAUUACUGAUCACUCUGAGUUAACGAGCAAACAGCCAGGAGGUCCUGACACGUUGCCUGGCCCGUGCAGCCCAUCAAUGCGUCCUGGUUGCUAACCAACGCCAUGCCACGCGUCAUAUUCCGCGACGAGAAACCUAAUAUACGAAUCAUUAUCUACCCAGAUCCCAUAUGGACAGGCUGGGAGGAAGUUAGGAAGCUGGUUCCAAAGCUCUGGGACGCUGAGAAGGACACAUUUCGGAUGUACGUCGAUCCAGAGAAGUCAAAGACGAUGAAAAUCGACGCUAUGGUACAUAUGGGCAUUCUGGACAAACCGAACCUGCCCUGGAGAUUUGAGAGAUACCCCUUCACGAGUGGAUACGAACUACCUGGCACUGGAGGAAAGACUCCAACGGACGAGGAUAAGACUGGCGGAGGCAGGUGGAAAGCUCUGCCGGAUAGACUCGAGACAGGCCUCAAUCUCGACUCCAUCUACGAGCGAGUAUGCUCUCAGGUCGAUGAGAGUAAAGUAAUCAUUUCGGAGGACCCAAACCGAUUCCUCUGCGCGUACAUUUACUACGCUUCGCUCGCUGAAUUACAUCUCCGCGAUGAGAAAAAAAGUGUCGUUUUCAUGCAUACGCCGAUUGAGCACGAGAGCAAAGAUAUCGAGCGCAGCGUCAAUGUCGUAUGUACCGUGGUCAAGGCCAUGGUGGAGGAUCUCGAGAAGUCUGAGUCCGACGAGAAAUGAGUAUAGUGAAGAUACAUGUUUUAGGGGCGUUGAGUGUCAUCACAGGAUGAGAUUGCUAGGAGCUCACACAGUCUGCAUAUCUUUAAUUAGGGGCCAAAAGCUU